UUAAAAAAUUAAAAAAAAAGACGAGAAGGGGAGGGAUGAAGCCUGAAAAAGCCACACGCACUCUCCUUUUCAUUAAUUUUUCUUUUUUCUUCUUCCUUUUUUCACUGCCUCUUUUAUUUUCUAUACCUUAAUUCAAAGUCAAAUAUAAAUUCCAUUUCAAUCUAUUUUACACUAUUUAAUUAAAUAAUAAUGCCUAUAUUCUCGUUCAUCAAAAACCUCGUUGGCGGACAACAACAACCAUCCACUACUGAGCAUCCAGCAGCAGCAGCAGCAACCACCGCCACGAGCAUCGACACACCCAAUACACCACCAGUAUGCGAACAAAGCAACCACACCGACAACAGCGGUAAAAGCAAUGCAUUAACUACAGCAAAACCACCACUGCGGCCGCCACCACCCAUGAGCACAACGCCGAAGAACCCAAGCAGCAGAAGCAAGCCUCCAUCGAGCAUAAGUGAUCCGAACAGUUCGCCCAAAACCAGACCACCAUUGACACCCGUUUCUGGUGAAAGCCUGUUGCGCACCGAGUCUUCGUCAUCGGUGUAUAGGGAUUUUACGGGGCAGGGGCAUGCGGACCGCGGGCAUUGGAAUGACCCACCGACUACGGUCUUUAAACCUACAAAUAGCACGGCCAAUGGCACAGCUAAUGCCACAGCCAAUGCUGCCGGCGGCGGUGCGCAGGACGCAGAGGCGGAUGCAGAUGCUUCUUUGACGGAGGCCGGUGCUUUGGAGAGUCGCGUGGAGAUGGAGCUGAGUAUCAGACGGAUUCUUAGUGAGAGAUUGCAGAUGGUAGAUACGGCGGAGGCGAUGAACCGCCGGGUGGUGGAGGACACGGAGAAGCGACUGGGCGUUCUGUGGGAGCGGAUGCAGCUUUUGGACGAGCGGCUGAUCGCGGAGCUCAAUAGGCUGUGUGCGCUGCUGGAUACUGAUAUGCACGCUGAAGCUUUGGGCGUUUACAGGGAGGUGGUGAAGGCGUAUGAGUCGGAGCUCAAGUGGCUGGUUGGGAUCAAGCGUGUUAUUGAAUUGAGCAAAUGAAAAAUAAACUAGUUUCUUGAAGAAGGCUCUGAUGGUGGUUGUUGGGAUUUUCCUUGGCUUUUGAAGGCGUCGAUUUCUUGCAGCCGGUCUUGGUGCGAUUGCUGCUGGGCGCGGAGGAGCGGCUUGAGCGUGUAUGUGGCGACGGCAACGCCCACUGCGCUGGCGACGAGCGGAGGCCCGAAUCUCUGGAAGAAAGACAUUAUGUGUACAGAGCGCGAAAAAAAAUAGACAAGUUGAAGGGGAAUUUCGAAUUUUGAAUUUUGAAUUUAGAGUUUAGAAUUAAAGAAUGGAAGCUGAAUUGAAGAA
Kickxella alabastrina is the source of this 1341-nucleotide messenger RNA. RefSeq lists its product as uncharacterized. The record is from RefSeq and is a predicted model, not a curated record. Gene Ontology annotation, molecular function: structural molecule activity. Gene Ontology annotation, biological process: intracellular protein transport; endoplasmic reticulum to Golgi vesicle-mediated transport; endoplasmic reticulum organization. The transcript has a single exon. NCBI's taxonomy places the organism in Eukaryota, Fungi, Kickxellomycota, Kickxellomycetes, Kickxellales, Kickxellaceae. Gene Ontology annotation, cellular component: endoplasmic reticulum exit site; COPII vesicle coat. The coding region runs from base 190 to 1035 and encodes 281 amino acids.